AUGUCCUCUGACGAUGAAAUUGAACAACUCGUCGCCCCUUACAUUACCGUCGAGAAUGUUCUCAUCGAACCAUUUGCUACAUUUGCGCUCAUGUUCUGUACUUAUGGGAUUUACAUCGUGCUUUUCGGUCUAUCGAUUCGUGCCCUGCAUCGUAGUAAGAACAACGUCUCCAAGCUUUAUUGGGGUUGGACCAUUUCACUGUUCGCGAUGGCAACGCUUGUGGUGGCUACCGAAACCUAUAGCUAUGUACGAGAAUCGAUCCUCGAGUUUAAAGGAUUGAAGACAAAGGACUAUUUUCCUUUCGUCAAUUACGGCCAGGGGGAAGUUACAAAGACCAUACCCUAUACCAUCUCUAACGUGGUACUGGUUCUGAUGAAUGCGGUCGCCGAUUCUACGCUGAUCUACCGUUGCUACAUAAUUUGGGGAUCAAGAAAAAUCGUCCUGUAUCCCCUCGCCUUCAUCGCUUUUGUCAUAAAUGGCUUACUGCUGGGAACUUUUAUCGGAAUGACUAUCGGAUACAGCGACCUCAGGAUCGAAUCCAAUAUAAGGCUUAUGCUGAGCGCCGCUGCAGUGAAUAACGGUGGUUGGCUAGCGGUCGCUGGUUUCAAUCUUGCUUUGACGCUCUUUGCAGGAGGUGGAAUCUGGCGAUUAGGCCGUCAAGCGAGACAGCUCAUGGGUCAAUCGACACACGUUAAGUACGGAACGAUUGUGGCGAUCAUACUUGAAUCCGGGAUAUUAUAUUCAGUCGCCCUGGUGACGUCCACCCUGCUCGAGCUCGAGUUGGAUUCCACAGAACAUGGACUAAUUCCCGUCGACCUCACUGUGUUCUCGGCGUUGAUGUCGGGUAUUGCUCCAACUCUGAUCAUCGUAAGAGCGGCAUACGGAAAAACUGUUGAAACUAUCGAGCAGGGACAGGCGGUCUCUGGAAUGAUAUUCGCCGAACCCCCUGGUCGUGUACGGAGUUCCGCCCAUCAACAGCUAUCUGCUGGUACCGUAAUCCGAAUCGGCCCGGACGACGUUGCUCUUCAUUCGUCGACGGAGACUAACACGGGAGGAGAACAAUUUCGAGAUGAAAAAAUGGUUUAG
Messenger RNA from Marasmius oreades (fairy-ring Marasmius), 1086 nucleotides. RefSeq lists its product as uncharacterized. The transcript has 10 exons. Lineage: Eukaryota; Fungi; Basidiomycota; Agaricomycetes; Agaricales; Marasmiaceae. The record is from RefSeq and is a predicted model, not a curated record. The coding region runs from base 1 to 1086 and encodes 361 amino acids.